AAAAAAAAUUUUUUCUUGAGGUGUACCUUAAUCCCCGUUGCACCCUACAGUUCGCUUCCCAGUACGAUAGGUGGCAACAGUGCUCCUAAAGAGUUGGUCGACAUUAAGCGCAAGUAGUAGUAGUAGAAGAAGAAGAAGCCACAGCAAAACAGCAGAGAUCUGUAUGCCAAUGUGACAGUUUGGAAUGGUGAUGUGUUGAGAGUUAUGGACCUUUACCAGUAACUGAACUUUCAAUGUGGUGACAGUGAAUAGAAACAGACCGUGCAGACACCUCGCGGACGUUAGGCUAUGAACAAAUGGCUAAAACUACAAAUGUCAUCAAUUUAAAUCGGAAAACAAGCCAAAAUGCGUAGAGAUACUGAUCGGCAAGGUUAUGCGUCAUCUUUAUUAUUAAUAUAACAAACAUAUGUAACAUUAGUAAGCUGAAAAUGAGACUUCCUUUAGCAUUGAUUACAAAUGUAAGACUGCUUAAUUCUGGCUUUAGAAUCAGGCAUUGGAUUCAUAAUGGUGUUACAAAAACGUCAAUGCUAUCCAGUCGUAAUAUAUGCAGCAGGACGGAGAGAAAGUGGAUAAAACCAGUGGGGUUUGACACCGGUGUGAAGACUUAUAACAGUCUUACCAAACAGAAAGAACCUCUGGUUUUGGCACAAGAAAGAAUUGCUACCUGGUAUAGCUGUGGACCCACUGUUUAUGAUCAUGCCCAUCUCGGUCAUGCGUGCUCAUAUGUCAGAUUUGACAUUCUGCAAAGGAUCUUAUCCAGACUUUUUGAAAUUAAUGUCAUCCACGUCAUGGUCAUCACUGACAUUGAUGAUAAAAUAAUACAAAGAAGCCUUGAGAACAUCUCGCCCACUGUCCUGGCAAGAAUGCAUGAGGAAGAGUUUAAGAGGGACAUGCAAGCACUGCAGGUUCUUCCUCCAGCUGUAUACAUGCGGGUGACAGACAAUAUACCCCAGAUUGUUGCUUUUAUAGAGCGUAUUGUUGGAAAUGGACAUGCCUAUGUCACAAGUCAAGGGAAUGUCUACUUCGACACUCAGUCAAUUGGUAACCGCUAUGGCAAGCUUGUGAACCUCGGAGGGGUUAUUGGGGAAAUGGGGGCUCAGGAUAAAAGAGAUCCAAGGGAUUUUGCUCUGUGGAAAGCAUCCAAACCACAUGAACCUUAUUGGGAAUCACCGUGGGGACAAGGAAGACCUGGGUGGCACAUUGAAUGUUCUACGAUUGCUAGUUCAGUGUUUGGAAGUCAGUUAGACAUCCACUCUGGAGGAAUUGAUCUUGCCUUCCCACAUCAUGAGAAUGAGAUUGCCCAAUCUGAGGCGUAUCAUCAGUGUGAACAAUGGGGAAACUACUUCCUGCACUCUGGUCACCUUCAUUUGAAAGGAAGUGUAGAGAAGAUGUCAAAAUCCUUGAAGAAUUAUGUAACUAUAAAGGAUUUUCUGGAAUCUUACACUGCUAAUGAGUUUCGACUGUUUUGCCUUCUGACCAGAUACAGAUCAGCAAUCGACUAUAGUGAUGCUAGCAUGAAUGAUGCCCGAUCUACCCUGUCCACCAUUUCUGCCUUCUGCCACAAUGCACAGGCCUACAUGCAGGGCCACUUACAGUGCCAGCCUAUAGAGGACAGCAUUCUCUGGGAGAGGUUGUCUGCUACACAGUCCAGUGUUCGGAAGGCACUCGCUGAUGAUUUUGACACCCCAAAAGCUGUGGAUGCCAUUAUGAGCCUCAUUCACCAUGGCAACUGUCAGCUUCAGCCUGCUACUAAGGUUGAUGGGCCAAGGAGUCCUGCUGUAUUUGGGGCCAUGCUGUCCUAUGUCAGGGAAAUCAUGGGUGUUUUUGGAGUUGAUCUAUUGGACAGAAAGGAAGUCCAUGAUUCCUCUGGAGUUUUAAAUAAUGUGGUGGAGGAGUUGGUGCAUUUUCGGAGUGAGGUUCGUAAAUUUGCUCUUUCUGUGGAAGAUCAAGCUCAACAAGAUCCACAGACUGGCUCUGAAAUUCAGAAAAGGCAUCCACAGCCAGACAGAGUGCCCUUGCUGAAGGCCUGUGAUGCCUUAAGAAAUAAUCUAGCACCCCUUGGAGUCCACAUUAAGGAUAGAGGCACAAACUCCACGUGGGAAAUAACAAGAGGAGAGACAAGAAAGAAUUAACAACUUACUGAGUUGGGACCAAACUUUAUCUAUUAGAACACAAGCUGUUUGUAGAAUCUCAGCGGUGACUAUUUGUCAAGUUUUUUUUUCUCUUCAAUGAAGUUACAGUUUGACUGAAAAUCUCACAAAAAUUGUUAGUUCUAAUAGUGCAACUAGAGCUGUAACACCACCAGUAAUCAUAACCAACCACAUGGCGUCUGAUGAUAAUGAUUGUAACUGUUAAUAAAACAACACUGUUCUUAGUUUAACCUAUUAUCAAAUGACUUUUUGUAUCAUAUUUGUGUCAGUAAAGGACUUUAGGACAAACUGAAGGACAUUUCUCAACCAUUCUGAUAUAGAGGAUUGCCACUAAACUCCACUGUCUGAUGAUCUUAAAGUAAUACAGUAUGCAAGCCAUAGUAAUUUUAAGGUUUAAAGUUAGAAAAAUUUGAUGUUUGUUUGGUUGAGAACUUGUGUGCAGUGGUUGUUUCUUUUCACGUUUUAUGUUUUUUCAGGGAAGAUAUUUUUUUUAUAUAUAUAUAUUUAGAGACAUUAUGAAGAAGCUCUUCAAAGACCUCUAUCAUAAGUUUCACGUUUAAAUGGGGAAGAUUAAAAAAAAGAAAACAUGUAAGUAUAAAAGAUAGAUAUAAAAAUAGUCUGUCAUAAUAUUCAUUAUGAACUGGUGCAAAUUAAAGGUCUGGGAUCUAGACAUUGCUGUAAUGUAAUACUAAAUAAAAUAAAAUAAAGCAGACGUAAAUAGGAUGGAAACAAUAAAGA
Molecule: messenger RNA, 2888 nt
Organism: Labeo rohita (rohu)
Lineage: Eukaryota; Metazoa; Chordata; Actinopteri; Cypriniformes; Cyprinidae
Gene: cars2
Product: cysteinyl-tRNA synthetase 2, mitochondrial
Exons: 15
Coding region: 429-2132 (567 amino acids)
Biological process (GO): cysteinyl-tRNA aminoacylation
Cellular component (GO): cytoplasm
Molecular function (GO): cysteine-tRNA ligase activity; ATP binding
Source: RefSeq, a predicted model, not a curated record